Messenger RNA from Fusarium odoratissimum NRRL 54006, 870 nucleotides. RefSeq lists its product as uncharacterized. The transcript has 2 exons. NCBI's taxonomy places the organism in Eukaryota, Fungi, Ascomycota, Sordariomycetes, Hypocreales, Nectriaceae. The record is from RefSeq and is a predicted model, not a curated record. Bases 42 to 800 code for a protein of 252 amino acids.
UUCAAAUUUGCCACCAAAGCUCAUAUAGUAUCUGAUGCAAUAUGUCCAAAUACAAGCAGCUGGUCCUUAUUACCGGCGCCAAUCAAGGCGUCGGCUUCGAAACAGCCAAGAAUCUAGUUCUAUCUUCCGUCAAAUACCAUGUCAUUAUUGGCAGUCGAGAUGAAGCCAAGGGGGAGAUAGCAGCUCGGUCGCUCCAGUCACUCGACGACAUCAAAGGAACAGUCUCCAGCAUCCAGAUUGAUGUUACGGAUGACAACUCCGUCGAUGCUGCUGCUCAAACUCUAGCCUCUGAAUGGGGCAGAUUGGAUAUUCUGGUCAACAACGCUGGUAUCAUCUCAAUGGCUAGCCCUCCAACGCGCGAAGCUUUCCGCAAGGUUCUCGAGACAAAUCUCGUUGGUGCACUAAGCGUCACCGAAGCGUUUCUCCCUCUUCUUCGCAAGUCGGAGCAUAAACCUCCUCGUCUCAUCUUUGUCACUUCAAGCACUGGAUCCAUCACCCAUACAUCCAACCCUGAAUCUCCGCUUCAUAGCGCUGGUGCAACGGAAUACCGGACUAGUAAAGCUGGACUGAACAUGCUUAUGACAAUGUACAACAUUCGGCUUAAAUCAGAGGGUUUCUUGGUAUUUGGGGCGGAUCCGGGGUUGUGUGCGACAAACUUCACCAGUGAUGCCGAGUCUCUCAAGCAGCGAGGAGCAGCUGAGCCGGCGGAGGGAGGGGAGCGAAUCGCGCGUGUUAUCAAGGGUGAGAAAGAUGAAGAUGUUGGGAAGGUUAUUGGAGUUCAAGGUGUAAACCCGUGGUGAUGCCAUCGACUUGGUUUACGGGGAACAAGUAGCAAAGGGGACCUAUAAGAAUGGCGGAUAACUGUUUCUU